UUCGUAAUUUCCCAAAAUCUCUCCAUUUCAUUAUUAAAAAAAAAAUCUGAAAUUUCUUAUGUACUUUUCUUCUCCAAUCAACAAAAAAGUAGUAUUGGGACAGAGUUUCUGGAUCAGCACGUAAACUCUUUCUCUCUCUAGACUCAGAUCUCAGAGCUCUUUUCUCUCUCUAAUUCCCUCUCUCGACCUCCAAUCCGAUUCCAAUUUCAUUGAGUCAUGUGGAAAUUCAAACCAUUUAUGCAAAAGGAAUCAGCUGGACUCGAAGGCCGCUCUGUCGAUGUGGGAAAUCUUAAACUACAUGUCAAGAAUGUGAUUGCUGAGGGCGGGUUCUCUUGUGUUUACUUAGCUCGCGAUGCUGUGCAUUUGUCAAAGCAAUAUGCUUUAAAGCACAUUAUAUGCAAUGACGAUGAAUCAUUAGAGUUGGUAGUGAAAGAGAUCUCAGUUAUGAAGGCUCUGCGAGGACAUCCCAAUGUUGUCACACUUCAUGCACAUACCAUCUUGGAUAUGGGGCGGACGAAAGAAGCACUCGUCGUGAUGGAAUUUUGUGAGAGAUCUCUGGUCAGUGUGCUGGAAAGCAGAGGAUCAGUGUACUUUGAUGAGAAACAGGUCCUUUCAAUCUUCAGAGAUGUGUGUAAUGCAGUUUUUGCUAUGCAUUGCCAGUCUCCCCCUAUUGCUCACAGGGACUUGAAAGCUGAGAAUAUUCUCUUGGGCUCGGAUGGAUCAUGGAAGUUGUGUGAUUUUGGAAGCACCUCUACCAACCACAAGCGGUUUGAAAAGCCUGAAGAAAUGGGCAUUGAAGAAGACAAUAUCAGAAAGCACACUACACCUGCCUAUAGAGCCCCAGAGAUGUGGGAUCUAUUCCGAAGAGAAAUUAUCAGCGAGAGGGUAGACAUUUGGGCCCUUGGCUGCCUUCUUUUUCGCAUUUGCUAUUUCAAAAGUGCAUUUGAUGGAGAAUCAAAGCUGCAAAUACUGAAUGGGAACUAUCGCAUUCCGGAGUUGCCAAUAUACAGCUCGUCAAUUACAGACCUUAUCAGAGACAUGCUUCAAGCUUCACCAGAUGACAGACCAGAUAUCACGCAGGUAUGGUUUCGUGUCAAUGAGCAGUUACCUGUGGGUUUACAAAAGUCCUUACCCAGUGGGCCACCUGAAAUGCAUUCUAGUGAAAUACAUGAAGCAGGUAUUUCAAGGCUUCCAAACAAGUCAUCCCCGGUUCCUCGUAGGAGCCCACCACCCCCGCCUUCAUCUGGAGAACCUACUAGAGAUCCAUCACAACAUUCAGCUGCAUCAAAGGCAGGGGGAGGCGGAGGGCAGCUUGGUGCUUUCUGGUUCACACAGCAUGCAAAGGAAUCAUUUGUAGCCAAAGACAAGAGCGAACCAAAAUUUGAUGAAGAACCAAUUAGCCAUGGUACUAUGAGGCAUGAUAUAGUUCGUCCAGAGAAUCAAACUGUAGGAAGAAAUUCAUACGGGCCUUCAAAGGACAUUGACGUAGGCUUCUUCCAAAAGGAUACAGAUCACUUCACUGAGAGGCCAAAGACAUCAAAUGCCGGGAGCUCGGCAGCUUUCCAAGAUGGGGCCUUCAACACAUUUGUUGCUGAAUUUGAUACCAGAAAACUCAGCUCAGAAGUUAGUAAUACUAACAAAUCAAGUAGGGAACAAGCCUUAGAGGCUGAAUUGGAGAAACUGAAAGGGCAGCUUAAGGAAGCUAACUUGGAAAAGGCUGAAAUAACUUCGAAAUUCGAAAAGCUAUCUACCAUUUGUCGAUCACAGAGACAGGAGAUACAGGAACUUAAGCAAGCAGUUGCUGCUACAACUCCAUCGCCGAACAAGGACACUUCAAGAAAUCAAACUUCACCCGGAGUUCGGCCAUCUGCAGCUCCCCUGCAGAAGGACAAUAUAGAAGGCACUGUUCGGGAACUCCAACAAGAGAAAGAUAGCCGCAACACCAUGAGCCCAAAGCCAAGGAUGUGGCAAGCUUUUCCAGAGGAACCCAAGCCGCAGCAACCUCCUCCAUCGAGCAACACCGUCAAAUCUGUCAGAACAAGAAAUGGGCCUCAGAACAAGCAGGCCACUCAAGUAAAUAGUGGUUUCGACUCUUGGGGUUUUGGAACUGAGAGUUUUACUGCCAUUCCUACCGGGAGCUCUCAAAUGUCGAGAUCACUGGCUGAAGGAAACAAUUCUCAGCACACCGGCGAGGCAAAGAUUAUGGAGAGCAAACCAGCUUCCCAACCGGCUGGAUGGGCUGGUUUCUAACUGAGGCCAUCUGGAAGUGAUAAAGUGGUAUUUUAUGGGAAAUUUGAAAAGGGAAUAACUAAAAUUAUGUGGCUGUGUAAGGCCUAGUUUGUGUUGCUGAGUGAUUGUGUUUUGUAGAUUUAUCUUCUAUGGAAAGUUUACAUCAACGACACGCUCAUCAAAACUGCGAGUGUAUACCUUUUGCUUAUCUCGUUUGUUUGAUAAAAAAAUAAUUGUUUUUCUUUU
Molecule: messenger RNA, 2475 nt
Organism: Morus notabilis
Lineage: Eukaryota; Viridiplantae; Streptophyta; Magnoliopsida; Rosales; Moraceae
Product: AP2-associated protein kinase 1
Exons: 8
Coding region: 217-2250 (677 amino acids)
Biological process (GO): protein phosphorylation
Cellular component (GO): cytoplasm
Molecular function (GO): protein serine/threonine kinase activity; ATP binding
Source: RefSeq, a predicted model, not a curated record